This is a messenger RNA of Rana temporaria (common frog), 1093 nucleotides long. Its product is annotated as actin-binding Rho-activating protein-like. Gene Ontology annotation, cellular component: sarcomere. Gene Ontology annotation, molecular function: actin binding. The record is from RefSeq and is a predicted model, not a curated record. Lineage: Eukaryota; Metazoa; Chordata; Amphibia; Anura; Ranidae. Gene Ontology annotation, biological process: positive regulation of transcription by RNA polymerase II; positive regulation of Rho protein signal transduction. The coding region runs from base 475 to 1023 and encodes 182 amino acids. The transcript has 2 exons.
AUCGGUUCUCUCCUAUAUAGAGAGGACACCACAGACGGACACUGCUCAAUGAAGCCAAUAAAGGGACCAGGGUAGACAAAUAUACAGAAUUCAGUAGCCAGUCAGUCUAAGAAUCCAACCAAAGGGUUUUACGGGACCAGAGCACAUGGAGCUUCCACAGAAAAUGCUAAAGUGUGAAAUAUAACUUUUGUAGCCUUCUUUUUUUUACAAGAAAAACUUUUUAGCCUUCUUGGCUUCCUAGCUCUUGGGAUUUAUCUGGAUGCGAUGUUCCUUAAAAUGUAAGACCCCUACAUUCUCAUACAAAGAGAGGAUAUAGUACAUUAGGGUCACUUUGGUCAUGCUGUGAAGAAAGCUGAAGGAAAAAACAGGGAACAGCCGAAGACAACAGCGAUAUCUUGUAGUUCUCCGUAAGCCCAUCUCUCAUGCUUGAUCAGCGGUGAUGUUUUAGUGUUCAGUCUUUACUGACCAACCUGGAUGUCAGAUUACUCACUACUUAGUGACCAAGGAAACAACAUGUCGGAAAACAAGGACCAUGUUGAUUGUCAGACUUCAGCCGAGGAACGAAGGAAGGCUCUUCUCUCUAAGAUCAAAAUUGUAACCAUAUCUGACCUGCGGAAGGAAUGGCAGAGCCGGUCUGAAGAACACGUGGAGAAACAGAGGCUCAAUCCAUUCAGUGACGAAUUUGAUUACCAGCAUGCCAUGGGGGUCCGACUUCAGAAGGGCGAUGAAGGUUAUGGCAGACCGGAGGAAGGCAGCAAGACAGAAGCCAGGGGAAAGAGAGCGUUACAGCAUAUACACAAGGAGAUCGAGGAAAUGUGCUUCAUCAUUAAGGAGGUGGGAGUUCAAGGCCGAGACGGAAAGAUUAGAGUGACAUUUGGGAGGUUGUUUGACAGUUAUGUGCGCAUCUCGGACAAAGUAGUUGGCAUCCUCCUGAGAGCUCGAAAACACGGACACCUGGACUUUGAAGGAGAGAUGCUGUGGCAGGGAGUCCAUGACAGUGUCAUUAUAACUCUCCUUGAAUAAACGUACAAACGUUUGACCAAUAUAUAUAUAGAUUGUCAAAUAAAUUAUUUAUCUAUAUUUUCUGCCAUGA